This is a messenger RNA of Rangifer tarandus platyrhynchus (Svalbard reindeer), 780 nucleotides long. NCBI's taxonomy places the organism in Eukaryota, Metazoa, Chordata, Mammalia, Artiodactyla, Cervidae. The record is from the annotation of a GenBank genome assembly.
AUGCGCGCGCGCUGGCGCGCAGCAAGCGAGGCCAGGCCCUCACACCACGCUAAGGUGUGGGCUUUAGGCCUCGGGUCAGCAGCCGCCGGAGGAGCUCCAGCAAAGUCGGCGGCGCUCAGAGAAUCAGGGGGUAAAGUGGGACAAAAUACGAAACCGGUGGGGAGAGUGGCAACCUCAUACCCUCUGGGGACGCCCGAGUCGGCCUAUCCCGCGUUUACCUCAACCCGGCCAAGCCACGCGUUCCCGGCCCCUCCGCCGCCGCCGCCCCCACCUUGGCAGAGUCCCCUGGCCGCGGGCUCCCGGGCGCGGGCGGACCGGGAGGGCCGAGCUCCCGCCCACAGCCGCCUGCGGGCCGCCUGCCAGACGCGGCGGGAAGGAAGCGCCUUGUAUGGGCCUCAGGCAGGGAGGAAGCGCCAGGCAGGGCCCCGGGAGGAAACGCCAUAUUUGGCGAGGGGCGGGCCGGGGGCGGGGAGCGCGCCCGCGAAGGAGGUCGCUUCCGCCGCCGCAAGACAGAGCCACGCCGCGCCGCCCCACCCCGCCCGCGCCGGGCCGCGACCCCCGCCCGACCCCUCCUCCCGUCGGAGGUACGCACGGCUUCUGGCUCCGCUCCCUCGGUUCCAGAGCUACGGCAAUUGGGGACAGAAGGCGGGGUCCAGGCCGUCUUUGACGACAGACAGAGCGGAGAAGGAUUGCCGGCUCCCAGCACUCGCUCUGUGGCAAAACACUUUGGUCUCUGAGCCUCGGAUUCCUCUUCCUCCGAAGGAAAUGGGGAUAAAAUGA